AUGAAGUUCUUUUGCUGUCAACCAGAUUCCCACAAUGGAUUCGGUGCGCUCACCAAUGGUAUCCUUUCGUAUUUCACGGUAGAUUAUCAGCACAUCCCACACACUUUGAAAGGUUUAAAAAUCCUCCAAGCCACAAAAUCCGAUACUAGUGGUGAGUCGCACCUGCAGAAUCAUAACUCGCCAAAUAGCAACUAUCCUGGGAUGGAUGACAAGGCAAAGGUUCGUGUGCAGAAGUCCAUCACGCUUCCGGGGGUGUUCCAUUCGCAAAACUCUUGCUUUAGCAUGGCCAACCAGUCCAUCUUUGGAAUCGAUCUUGCCUGUGUGGGCAGCUCCAACGGCGUCCUUGCUUUGGUUGUGUUGGGUGACAAGAGUUUGGUGUACGCACCGGAGCGGGACCCCCAAACUGUCCGAGAGUCCUUUCAACAACUGAUGCGGCGCAGCCAGCAGGAUGCGCAGCAACGACAUCUCAUGCACCCUAUGCCCUCAGAUGCCCCUGACGCUGCCGCCGACGGGGUUGCGUUUGUCGGGGAUCGUCCUAGCCUCUUCGCGACGAGGGCGCCGCAUGCCAACACGGCCUCUUCCUCAUCACCCCUACCGUUAUUCGAGAGUGAUCUUUUACCGCACGAUACGGUGUUGGACGCGCCCUCGACGAUCACGUGCAUGCGGAAUCAACCUCUUGUUUUUGUGGGCUACAUGAGUGGUCGUAUUGAAUGGUAUCAGGUUAACAUCUCGUCGAACAAACGACGACAGUACGGAGAGAUCGGUGACGAGGCCCAUUACGAGGUGGUGCUCUCCAACCACUACCCCAAACACAUCAACCAGGUCGAUCAGAGUUCACACGUCUCGAGGAUUUAUUACCAUGGCGAAGGGGAUGGGGUGCGGAUGUUCGUGGUCGCGAGGUGUUGCCUGCCCGAAAGCGGUCCGCUCAUCACGAGCGAUUAUUUCCCCGCGAAUGCUCACCUCGUCGUCGGCAGCACGCGCACCAUCGCCGUCUUCAGCACCCACCAGCUGGAGUGCCCGGCGUUCCGGCUCAGCCACGUCGGCUGCAGUCUGCUUUAUUGCCACCCUUGUCUUCCUAUUAUCGGGGCCUUGGGGUAUAGCUGGAAUAUCACCCCCGCCCACCUCCGAGGGGGCCCACCGCAGGCCGUUGGGGUUGUCGAAAAGCCCUGUGAUGGCCCCUCACCGGCUUCUCCAGCCGUUCGAGGUUCCACGCCCGGGGAGGAUCCCCACCCGCAGGUGCUUUUCGACAGUCCCAACGGCCUCAAUGGGGGUUGUUUGCUUCGAAUCUUCGAGAUCGCGGAGUUGACGAGCUCGGUGACCGGAUCGCCAGCGCAGUCUCCGGAAACGAGGCCCAUCGGGGCGUCUAAUGGAAGGAUGGGUGAGGUUGGUGACGCCGUCGACUCUGCGGCAAUGCCUCACGGCUGUGCGGCCAAUAAGGAGACUUUUGCCCUGCGGCUGGUGCAGGAGCGGCUGUAUCCAAUUUCUUCCAAACAGUAUGGCGCCUACUUCUGCUUCUCAUGGAAGUUCAGUUUAGAUCUGGAGUUGGCGUUGUGUAAUGUAGUGGAAGGUGUGGUGUAUGUCGUGCGACUCCACCGACAGUAUCUUCCUCAACAACGAGAGCUGUCCGAAAAGAAAGUGCUGCGUCAUCUUGGCGGGGAUCGUGCCAUUUCCGAUGCAAACCCUACGAAGGAUUACUUAGUGCCCUCUCUAAAGUACGCUUUUACAUCGGAGCAUCGUGUGCGGUUGCCGCUUCAUUCGCUCCUGAAUGUCGAGUACGUUUCCGCGGCAACGAUUCCUUUGAUUGCUAUGACCAGCCACGCCGCGGCCAGCAGCUCCGGGCAGGUUAAACAAGGGCUCGUGCGAACCACUGGUCAUGGUAAGGAAGCUGGAGGGAAGGUCGCGGGUUCGCCAAUCAUGCUGCAGACAGCGGUUUCAGGAAAUUCCAAGCAUCGAUCACAACGUGCCGCCGCGAAUCAAACGGAUCCUCGGGAUGGUGUUCGUUACACUAGGGGGGGGUUGGGUUAUGCGAAUGCUGCACAGCGUUUCGCGGCUCUUUUCCACUCGCAGGAUAACUGCGCUAGCGAGGCUUGCUCUGGAGGGGGGCACAUUCCAAGAGAAGAUGGCGAUUCUGAGAUCGACAGCAAUCAAACGGAUCCGCUUUUUCUUACACGGAUGACGAUGGACUCGAUUUCUUAUCUAUAUGCUAUUCGCGCGUGUGGGUGGGGAGGGAACGUCCCUCCCAUUUCACCUCUCUCGCGUUCAUCGGAUACUUCGGCAUUCCCGCUUAAUUUCCCCAUUGGUGUCAACAGUUGUGGCAUUCGAAGGUCCGCGACCAUCAUGUCCCCGAAGGAAACAAAAUUAACACAGAAUUUACUAGGCCAUCGUUCAGCGAAUGCAGUGCUCGCCGCCAAAGGGGCACGUGGCAACGCCGGCGACGCAAAGAAGACAAGCCAGACGUAUGCUCUGCAGCCGGACCGUCUGCAACGGAACGGCGCCGCGAAGAGCGCGGAAAGACCACCAAAUCGCUACGACUCUCGUAUGAAUGCCUACACCGAAGGCGUUAGCCGUGCAAAAGACACAUCCCCCCUCCUGCAAAUCGGUGUGGGAUCCAUCUCGAAUCUCGUAGGGCUGAAUCAAGCCGGUGAAAUAAUGUCCAUCCCGAUCGAAUGCGAGGCGAUUGCAACGUGGCAUGAGGAGGGGAGUGUUUUUACCGGCCUGGGCACUACCGUAUACUCGGUGGAUAUCAUUUCUCUCCAAGACAUUGAUCGCGAGAUCGCCAAGCGCGCGCGCGCCGGCUUUGGACUUUCCGCGCAGGAGAAUGCCGUGGUGUUGCGGCAGAUUUUAGAGGUUAUGAAGAGGCCCGCCGUCUACCGGGGUGCCUUGGUGCCACCCUCCACCCAGGCCUUGGCGGCAAACCCGGAUGACAAUCCGAUGCUGCAACACACGAAGGAUAUUGAAAAGCUCUUCAGCUACGUCGCGCUGCUCGAGCGGGCGGGCGUCGUGCUGGCCACUGGUGAUGUCCCCAGCGUCUUGAGCCUGCUAGAGAUGGAGGAGGAGUUGUCGGGGGUUGCCGAGGACGGCGCUCCACAGGCAACCCGGAGCGUCGAUUUUGAGCGGGUGGAUCCACGCAAACGACUCCUCCUGGAGGUGCUGGACUGGUUGCCUUCGGCCUCUUGCCUCCCCAGUCCAUCUUUAAAGUCGGAUGGCGUUACCGCCCCUAGAGUUUUUCACUCCCAAGAGGAGCUCGAGCGGGAGGUGGCGGUUCAGGUCCUGCAUGGCCGUUUCGAGACCGGGGCGGCGCUUCUGGAGCUCAGCUACCAUAACGCGUCCUUUUCAUCAUCGAUGCGGUACAGCUCCAUGGUGAGUCUGCUGCGCUACCCCGCACAGACGGUAGGGCUCAUUCGCGGCAGCAAUCUAACCGCGCGGCAUACUUUUCUUAAAUCGCUCAGUCCAUGGCUCUUGGCGGUUUUUUUGCAUCUCUGCGCGGAUAGUAAAGAUAACAAGGAAAGCCAUUUGUACCGCGCCCGUAUCUACGUCGAUACGCGUCUUUCGUUAUGGGAUCGGGUGGCGAUGGCCUCGCUGUUGGAGCCGGAUUAUCCUCGGCUCAUUCAGGUAUUGCAGCGGUACAUGCUACCGACCUGCUCCCUCGUGCAGUCCCUCAUGCUCGAACACGGGAUCUCGCCGCGGUCCUUUUCGAAGAUGCAGCAGAUUGUGGAUUGCACGGGUGACUUUCAGCUCGGCGCCUGCCUGUACGCCCGGGUUGGGGUGCGACUCGUCUUGCCGAAGCGGUUUGUCGGUGGCGGUGAGCGUGGAGGCUUGAGGGAGGAGGCCGGGGUGAGGGGCGUGCCGUAUGAAGGGGGUUUGGCGUGCUGCCCUUCCAUGCAUACCGGCUCGCUGGACUUGGUUUCGUUCCAUCCAGCCUCCACCACCCCGCCGAGCACCGCAUCGGCCUCGCCUUCCGUGGCUUUCUCGCGGGAUCAUGGGCGGCCUCUCCCCGCCUCCGUGUUCAUUCCUCCUAGUCAGGUCUACUCCAGCGUGCUGCCACCGCCGCCGGAGGUGGUGGGGGGCCUCUCGAGCACCUUCCGAUCUCAGCCGCUGACUUCCUCCACGCCUCUCUUGCAGGCGGGUGCCCUGGAGGAUCCCACGCCAGCCCGUGGGGAGGGGAAAAACACGGAGGAAGCGUACGAAACGGAAACCGACGACGGCGAGGGGAAUAAUUGGCUCUGGUGGACCGAAGCGUAUCGUGCGUUUUUAGACAACGAGCAGAAUUUUGUCGAGCGCACGAUGUUCGACGUCGCGUGCCAGCGACUUCACGAAGAGUACUUAGCCUCCCUAUCACUUUCCCGCACCGGGGGCUCGAGCUGGCGGACGAAAAGUGGUGGGGAUGGGACUGGUUUGAACGCGGGGUCGAGCCUGUCGAAUACGGUCAGUGUAAACGGUAUCCCGGCGCCGGCGCUGCCGACGCUGCCGCACUCUCCCAGUUUAUCUUUGAGCGCCGCCCUACCCCUAUUCCCAGGGGCUGUGCACAGCGCAACCCUGCAGCAUGUGCGUUUUCUCACCAAGAUUCUCAACGCAACGCCCGUGGCGGAUCCCCCAGACGGCACGGUGUCGUGCUCCCCGCCUUACCCUUCCAAGCGCAUCAGGGAUGGGAGUGAUAACAGGCGCGGCGAACAGCGUUUAGUACUGCCACCUCAACUGCAGACGCUUGCCCUUUCCAUGAGCAAUCAACCCUUACGCUGCGCGAUUUGCUUGCGGCCGGUAUCGCUGCAUCAGCAGGAUGCUGAGCAGUCGCUUGCGUGGUGCACCGCGUGCUCCCAUGGCGGGCAUGCUCAUCACCUCCGAGAGUGGUUCUCUGCGCAUCGUGUGUGUGCAGUCGAGGGCUGUUGCUGCCAUUGUGAUUAG
This is a messenger RNA of Phytomonas sp. EM1, 4902 nucleotides long. Lineage: Eukaryota; Euglenozoa; Kinetoplastea; Trypanosomatida; Trypanosomatidae. The record is from the annotation of a GenBank genome assembly.